UGAAUAUGAUGCUGCUGUUAUUAUUUACCAUAAGUGUUCACGUUGUAAAUUGUCAACGUUGUAAAAUCAUUAUCGGCAGUUUCAAAACAGCUGAUUGUCGUAAACUUCAUUUAAGGGAAAUUCCACAAAACCUAUCGGAAGACAUUGAUGUUUUGGACCUUGGUGAAAACAGCUUUGUGACAAUUUCGAAUAAAUCUUUCAGCCGUUAUAGCAACUUAAAAGUUCUAAAAUUAGAUACAUGCAACAUUGAAAGCGUAGAGGCAGAAGCAUUUAACGGUCUACGGAAGCUUGAAAUCUUAACAUUGGCUAAUAAUUCUCUCAAUAUAUCAACCAAUGAUGGGUUAUUCAUUUUACGUAACAUACCAAACAUAAUUGAUCUUGACUUUAGUUCAAAUAUGGAAUUGGCUGAUAAAACGGGACAUUUGUUGUAUCCAGGAGUUGCAUUUCAACACUUGAAACAACUACAAAACUUGACCAUUGAUUUGUAUGGAUGUCCCGUUUUCGGACCUGAAUUCAAAAAUUUACCUUUGAAGUAUAUCAAGUUCAAGAGCUGUCAUCUUCAAAAUUUAAGAAAUGACACAUUCAAAAAUUUUCCAGCUACUUUGUCAGAAAUACAUUUGUCGAAAUGUCUUUCUAUCAAAACUUCCCAAAUCGGAGUUAAUGUAUUGCGACCGUUUAUCUCGCUUUCUAUUCUUGACUUGUCAUGGACUUGUGUUACUUUAACAAAAGGACUGGAAUUAAUGUAUCCACUAAUAAACAGAACAAUGCAAUUGGUAGAUCUAUCACACAUGCUUAAUCCAAGAACAAACAAAUUUGCUUUACCUCAUACCAUCAUCCUGACAGAGGAAAUGAUGAAACAUUUGAACACUAUGUGCGUUCAAAUUCUUAUCUUAGCUGAUAACAACAUUGUUGACAUUCUUCGUCUGUCAUUGUUCGGUUCAAAACAUCUGGAAUGCCUCGAACAUCUCGAUUUAUCAGGCAAUCGUUUCGGGCUUUUUUCUCUAAAAUAUGAACUCCCGUUUUAUGCUCCUAAACUUUCUCGUCUUAGAGUUUUCGAUUUUUCAUACUUGGCGUUAACAUACUUGGAUGCAGUGUACAUGCCAGCAACAACCAGUGCGGAUCAAUAUCACUCGCAUAAGAAAAAGAAAAGGAAACAUGACUAUUGUGAAGGUGAAACUUCCGUCAAAAUAACCAUUCCAUCAAAACUCGAAGUAUUGCGUAUAACCCAUGUUUUAGGUGCUCCUCCUUUUCCAAAAUUAACGCUAAAUAAUAUCACUAGUUUACGAUACUUGGACAUGUCUUAUUACGAUAUCAAGUGCUUUCCUGAUAUCUUUUUGUAUAAUCGAGACAUACGGUUGGAAUAUUUAGACAUCUCAGGAAUUGACUGUGAACUUUACUUCAAGAAGAAAAACCUACCUUACUUUCCUGUGCUUAAGGAACUGUACAUGAGGGAUGCACAUUUCUAUCGCGCUAUAGAUAAGAACAUUAAUAUAUUUAAAAAUACUCCAAAUUUAGAGCGUUUGGAUUUAGAUUCUAACUAUAUGUUUACUUUGCCAUCAUCAUUCAUAAUGCAUUUGGACCAUCUAAUUCACUUACGACUUUCAGAUAAUCGUCUGAGUCAUAUUCCUGCAGCCAUUACAGAUCUGCCAAGACUAAAAACGCUAAAUUUGAAAGGGAACAGAAUAUUUACUCUCUACCCAGAGUUUACUUCAUGGCUUGAUGCACAGCAAGUAAAACUUGGAUAUUUUUCACUGAAGAUACGGAAAAAUGAUUUUUCUUCUUCGUGUGAAAACAGAAAAUUUGUUCGAUGGUUGAAUAGUACGAUGGUACAUUUGGACAAUAAGACGUACUAUUGUCGAUUGAGCAAUGGAUCCUUCAGUAACACUGACACGGUUUUAAUGAAUUACCAUGUAAUUUUCAGUAAUUGCGAUGCUUUCGUCUGGUUACGAGUUGGCGUCAUACUUUUAGUCUCGUUUUUUAUGGUUCUUCUUCCUACUAUAGUUAUUUACAACUUCCGAUGGAGAAUCAUAUUUUUCUGCUACCGAAAGUUUCGAGGAAUUAUGGAGAACAGCUUGAAGUUGAAUUAUGAUUAUGACGUAUUCAUUUCUUACGGAUAUGAUGGAUAUUCAUGGGUUCUUGAGACUUUAAUAGUGCAACUGGAAACAAAAUGGGGUUUCCGAGUAUGUGUAGAAGAUAAGAAUUUCAUAAGUGGCAGAUCAACGUUUGAACAAAUAGGAAAUGCUAUAAACAGAAGUCGCCAAAUCAUUUUUGUCGUGACCUCCGAUUUUAUGUCAAAACCUUGUGCCGCGUAUGAAAUAGACCGGACAAAAGAAGCCAGGUCAUCACGUUCGCUACAGAAUAUAAUUGUAAUUGCCUUAGACGUAAACAUUGAAGACAUACCACGAGAAUUACAGUCACUAUGGAGUGAUGUUGUUGUUAUCGAAUGGCCUCGACAUUCGAAUGACGUUAAUUUGGCUUUAGACAAUCUGCAAACAAGACUUCUGCUGAAUUGUUGAGACACUCUUGGUGCAAAUUCGCAAAAUCAAUCAACACUUAAGGAUGUUCGCUACUCUGUAAAAAUAAAAUAACAAGCUUUUUACCAGACUGUUGAUAGUAUAUUAUUAAAUGAAUUAAAAAAGUAGAAAAAAAGAUAUGUCCGUGUCCUUGCUUUUGAAAUAUACUAGAAGAUGCCCGCGAAAUUGCGGUACAAUUGAGCAAGUGUUGAAAUAAAGAGUAUGGACACAGUAAUAAAGUGGACACAGUAAGGAUUUGUACACGGUUAAUAAUUUAAUUCGAUUUCUUUAAAGAGAUGAAAAUGAGGAACAAAAUGCAAAAGACCCCAUUCAUCUCGGUUGGAAAAUAAAAAUAUGAAAUACCCUAAGAAAAGUGUGGCAAAGUUUGAUUUUCAGUAGUUUUUUACCCUUUAACUUAAUAACCGUAUGAGCUACGUAAAAUCCGUUGACAUUACCGAAGGGGAUCAAAGUGAGUAACACAAUGGCAAAAAUCCCAUCUAAAACACUUCAUCAUGAAUCAACCCCUCUUGUAUCUCAAAAACCGUUCACGCUACUCCAAAUCUGUUGACAUACUCAAGUUGAAGAAUCUUAUAAGCAAUAAAAAAUUCUGUAUUUCUGGUAACAUCAAUUUGAAAAAUAUGGUCGGUAGGUCGGAAAACUUUUUUUAUUUAUUUUUAUUUUUUCAUGACAUCGAAAAAGAAAUCCAGAAAAUUAGGAAGUACAAAACACUAAAUUUAUACGUCAUAUCACAAAUAUUUCCGACUGUGUAUGGUUUCAGAGGAGUUGCAGCUCAAUGAAAUCGGUCUCUUUCUUUUUUAGUAUAGAAACCAUUGAAAAUUAGGCUUGAAAUGAUUCUCUCUAGAUUUUUCAUUCCUUUAAUAUUACCACCUUUUUUCUUUCAUAAAUAAUGAAAAAUAACAAGAUUUUAUAAGAUUUUCAAAAAUGGUUUUUUAAAACUAUAUUGAAUAAAAUAAUGAAAAGAAAAGUAGGGGUUAGCGGGCCAAAUUCUUAUCGACACUACAUGUACAUAAAAACUAGAGGAUUCCGAAUUUCUGACAAAAAGUCAAAAACAAGAGUAGCGAACAUCCUGAAACAUAAUGUUGAACUUGUUAAUAGUUACAUUAUACAGUAAUCUAUAAAAGAAAAAAGGUCAGAUGUCGUAUUACGAAAAAAAAAAAAUUACAAUGCAAGACAAUUAUUAAUAAAUGUAAUGUGAAAAUAUGCUUGUGUUUUAAUAUUUUUAUAGUGUACGGCAAAUUGAUGUAAUACCACAGGUCUGUCAUAAUGCGGUUGUUGAAAAAAUUAAAAUACUGAGAAGGCUACCAUUGAAUUGGUUCCUGGUUUGGGAGCUACACAAUUUUAAACAUUUUCCACUUCCUGAUAUUAAAUGUAUCAAUUUGUAGUCAAAUAUGUAGAAAUCUAAACGGUUCGUGGAAUAGUCAAAUAUGUAGAAACCUAUUUAAGUCAAACAGUUCGUGGAAUGUCUUUAUAGAUGUUGGUCAGCCCAUUUUUUGAAUGCAUUGAAUGCAUCAGUCUGUAGUCCAUCGUUCAUUCCAAAUAACUGAAAAUAUUUUUUGCAUUUUUUUCUGUCCAAAUCACGUACUAAACAUUGGCCGAAAAGCUGUUGUGCCUAAAAUUAUAAAAAAAAACAUUUUUUUUUUAAAACAUUUUUUAGCCAUUUUAGAAUCUCCAAUACAACACUGUACAAACUGCGGGUCAGGAAGCCGGUUUGUAUUACAAAUUUCUUUUCUCCUAACUCAACUUUCUGGAAUUGACCGGUGUACUGUUUUACAUUUUAUGAGAAAAUGGACAGGUGUAGUGCUAAUAUGUUAUAUAUUUUUUUGUUUUAUCUCAAAUAUGACAUGAUCGUCUGAAAAAUGAUAUAUGUUGAGUUUUUUUUUCGGUCACAUCCAAACAACAUUAAGGAUUGCAAAUAGGUAAAUAGAUAAACAUUAUUUGUAUUUCUGAUUCGUGCCAAUCUGCUGAAUUAAACCAUUUCCAACUUAUUUUUUCAGUUAGUUUUAACGUUGUGGUGGUACACCACUUUCCCAGGUUAAGGGAAAGUUUAACGCUCUCAAACAUGUUCUGUAUGUGCCUAUCCCAAGUCAGGAGCUGUUAUUCAUUGGUUGUCAUUGGUUGCUGUAUAUCACAUGUUCUGUAUGUGCCUGUCCCAAGUCAGGAGCUGGAAUUCAUUGGUUGUCAUUGGUUGCUGUAUAUCACAUGUUCUGUAUGUGCCUGUCCCAAAUCAGGAGCUGUAUUCAGUGGUUGUCAUUGGUUGCUGUAUAUCACAUGUUCUUUAUGUGCCUGUCCUAAAUCAGGAGCUGUAAUCAGUGGUUCUCAUUGGUUGCUGUAUAUCACAUGUUCUGUAUGUGCCUGUCCCAAAUCAGGAGCUGUAAUUCAUUGGUUGUCAUUGGUUGCUGUAUAUCACAUGUUCUGUAUAUGCCUGUCCCAAGUCAGGAGCCUGUAAUUCAUUGGUUGUCAUUGGUUGCUAUAUAUCACAUGUGCUGUAUGUGCCUGUCCCAAACCAGGAGUCUGUAAUUCAUUGGUUGUCAUUGGUUGCUGUAUAUCACAUAUUCUGUA
This is a messenger RNA of Mytilus californianus (California mussel), 5093 nucleotides long. Its product is annotated as toll-like receptor 3. The transcript has a single exon. Gene Ontology annotation, molecular function: transmembrane signaling receptor activity; protein binding. Lineage: Eukaryota; Metazoa; Mollusca; Bivalvia; Mytilida; Mytilidae. Gene Ontology annotation, cellular component: membrane. Bases 6 to 2516 code for a protein of 836 amino acids. The record is from RefSeq and is a predicted model, not a curated record. Gene Ontology annotation, biological process: toll-like receptor signaling pathway; immune response.